This is a messenger RNA of Rotaria sp. Silwood2, 3996 nucleotides long. NCBI's taxonomy places the organism in Eukaryota, Metazoa, Rotifera, Eurotatoria, Philodinida, Philodinidae. The record is from the annotation of a GenBank genome assembly.
AUGGAAAUUUCGGACAAAACGGAAGUAACAAGAGAAAUACUUCAUAACGAUGCUUUUGAGUGUCUUUUCGAUCCUGAGUCAGUAUGUUGUAAAGAAGACUCUAUGGAAGAUAAAGAUCUUGAUUAUCAACCACCUUAUGAUCCUGCGACUGGUAAAGAAAAAUUAAAAGAACAAAUAACAGCUUUGAACAAUUUUCUUUCUGUCUGUGGCAGUAAAAGAAAAGUAAAUGUGACAACUUCCUAUAAGGAUCUAUCACAUCGUGUCAAAUUGCAAUAUGUAAGUUUAGUAAAACUCAUAACGCGAUCAGCUACAUUGUUGAUAGCAUCGGAUGAUGCUGACAUGCUGAUGCAUGACUCAUUUAAGGACGUAAACAGUGAAAAUUCGAAUAUUGUUUUAGACGGAAAUUUUCGUCGAAUAAUGAGUGGUAUUUCAGAAGCAUAUACCAGUGCUGAGUCGUGGCAAUCGAGACGAGAGAUUCUCUCAAUCGUUGCACCGAAAAUAUCGUUAAAUCUCAUGCAACUGUUCAUACCAGGUUUAACUGGUUACAGAUUUUCUGCAGCGCGCUUGCACGCUGCAAAAUAUGGUGUCGGUUCAAAAGUAGAGAUAAUACAAAAGGUUGUACAACGGUUUGAUGAUAAUCAAAUCGCCCACUUUGUUGAUUUUAUUAUUUCACCUCACGUGUGUACGGAUUUACCCUUUGGUGAAAAAGUGUUGAAGUUAUCAUCUGGAAUUGAAUUGUUCAUUCCAAAUACUCUAAGAAAUAUGGGAGCAACUCGUAUUAUCGAUCAGUAUCUUCUUUAUUGUAAAGAGAUGUGUUCAGAUUUUGAACCACUUGGUAAGAGUAGUUUGUUUACUAUUCUCGAUACUUGUAAAGCAUCAACAAGAAAGUCUUUACAAGGUAUCAAUUACUUUGCAGCUGAAGCUGGAGAAGCAUUUGAUGGUUUACGAAAAAUGAUUGAAGAUAAAGUCGCUCUUUGUAGUGAUAGUGAACGACUUAUUGAGAAUUUGAAACGUGCUCGAUUUUAUUUGAAAUCUGAUUAUAAAGUGCACGUAACGAGAUCAAGCAAUAUUGCUGAUCAUUGUUGUGUUUAUGCAUUGAGCGAUCCAGAAGGACGCAAUUUUUCUCAGGAUUGUGAGUAUGAGCACGAUGAAUCGUGCAUUGAGUGUUCGAAUCUAACGAACACGCUGAAUGAAAUCGAACGAUUCAUCGAAGAAACAGAAACAGACGAAGAGUUAUUCGAUCGAGCUUUGAAAAAGUUUCGAUCAUAUCGUGAAUCUAUUGAAGCAUGGAAAGCGCAUUUACUGCAAUCCAUCAAUCAAGAUUUGUGUCGAGAAAAUUUACUCGAUAAGCUAUCUAAUAAUGAGAUUUAUCUCAAUCUUGAUUGGGCCAUGAAAUUUCUUCCUGUGAAAAGUCGGGAACCACAGUCGGAAUUUUUCGGUAAACGAGGCAUCAGUUGGCAUAUUAGUGUUGUAAUGAAGAAUGAUGCAGGUGUUGAAAAUGAGAACAACACAUUCGAUGAAGACAGCGAUGUCUUUGAUGAUAGUCAGCAAAUCAAUUAUCAGGAAAUGACUGAUUUGUCUGAAGAAAACAGUGAUGAUACUAAUGUCAUUGAUAAGAAAGGGAAACACUCUUUCAAGUAUAAAGUUUUUGUACAUGUUUUUGAUCAGUGUACACAGGAUAGUGAGACAGUCGUCGCUAUCUUGAGCGACGUUUUAUGCUACGUCAAAGAAACUGAUCCACAGAUAAAAGAUGCAUUUAUCCGAUCAGAUAAUGCAGGUUGUUAUCAUUCGGCAAACACACUUGUGUCAGCCAAGCAAAUAUCGGAAAAGACUGGUAUAGUAAUCAAGCGGAUUGAUUUUUGUGAUCCACAGGGUGGCAAGGGUCCUUGUGAUCGUUAUGCUGCCGUAAUUAAGUCAAAUGUUCGUAGAUAUCUGAAUGAAAAUCAUAAUGUGACAACUGCUUCUGAAUUUGUCGAAGCAUGUCAUUCAUACAAAGGGGUCAAAGGUGUUUUUGCACUUGACUGCCGAAUUGAAAAUAAUGAAUUAAAAAAAAGUAAGAAGUAUACGAUCAAGCAGAUAACGAACUAUUAUAAUUUCGAGUAUCAAAGUCAAGGCCUUUCAGUACAUCGCUCAUGGAACAUCGGUUCCGGCCUCUUGAUACCGUGGUCACAGUUGAAUCGUGAUCAACCCAUUUUCAAUCUAAUAUCUAGUAAAACAGAAGGGUUUGUUCAUGAGUGGGUAGAGACAAAAGAGAGACAUCGUGAUGAAGUUAUGGAUGUCGACGUCUAUGAUGCACAAGACGAUGAAUCAUUACAAAACAGUAAUAAGCAAAAGAAUAUAUAUGCAUGCGAUGUUGAGCAGGGUUGCACUGCAGAAUUUGUCAAAUUCGGAAACUAUAUCAAUCAUAUACUCAUUGGUAAACAUCGAUGUACAAUUGAAAAGCUUUCAUUGAAAGAUACAGCUAUGAAAAUGUAUCAUUCGAAAUUAGAAGAAGUAGAAAACCGACGAUUAAUAUCGAUUGAUAUGAACUUAACGGAAGUAAUUGAUGAUGAAACAAGUUCUCUUCCGCAAGGUUGGGCUUUGCCCAUACGCAAACCUAACACAAAUUUUUCAGAUAAACAGCGUGGAUACCUCAAAAAAAAAUUCGAUGAAGGCGUUUCCGAUGUGAAACAUUGGAAACCGAAAGAGGUGGUAUUAGAUAUGGAGACCUUGAAAGAAAACGGCAAGUUUUACUUUUCGGCUAGCGAAAUUUUAAAUGAAAAUCAGGUUCGAUCAUUUUUUUGCCGACUAAAACGCGAAGGACAGAUGAUUGCCACACGAAAUUCGUCAGCUGGUAGUGUAGUUGCCAAAGACAAACUUGUCAAAAAUCCUACUCAUGAUAAUAACGAUGAAGAAAUUGAUGCAGAGAUAGAAGCAUUAAAUCAAGACUUUCAAGAUAUUGAAAUUGCUCUCCAAGAAAUCGAAAUACUAGAAAGUUGUAAAGUUUUGGAGAGAACGGAAGUAACACGAGAAAAACUUCAUAGCGACGCUUUUGAAUGUCUUUUCGAUCAUGACUCAGUAUGUUUUAAGGAACAUUCUAUAGAAGAUAAAGAUCUUGAUUAUCAGUCGCCUUAUGAUCCUUCCAUUGGAGAAGAAAAAUUAAGAGAACAAAUAGCAGCUCUGACCAAUUUUCUUUCUGCUUGCGGUAGUAAAAGAAAAGUGAGUGUAACAACGUCUUAUAAGAAUUUAACACAUCGUGUCAAGUUGAGAUACAUUGGUUUAGUUAAACUUAUAUUGAGAUCAGCUACAUCGUUAGUGGCAUCAAAUGAUGCUGAUGUCUUGAUGCUGGACGCAAUCAACGAUAUGAGUAAUGAGGAAUCAAAUAUUGUAUUAGAUGGAAACUUUCGUCAAGUAAUGAGUGGUAUUUCAGAAGCGUAUACCAAUGCUGAAUCGUGGCAAUUGAGACGAGAGAUUCUCUCAAUCAUUGCAUCGAAAAUAUCAUUAAAGCUCAUGCAAUUGUUCAUAUCAGGUUUAACUGGUUACAGGUUUUCUGCAGCACGCUUGCACGCUGCCAAAUAUGGUGUUGGUUCGAGAGUUGAGCCAACAUCAAAAGUUGUACAACGAUUUGAUGAUUAUCAAAUCGCUCAUUUUAUUGAUUUUAUUGUUUCACCUCACGUGUGUACAGAUUUACCUUUUGGUGAAAAAGUACUGAAGUUAUCGUCUGGAGUUGAAUUGUUCAUUCCAAAUACGAUAAGAAAUAUGGGAGCAACUCGUAUUAUCGACCAAUAUUUUCGUUAUUGUAAAGAGAUGUGUUCAGACUUCGAACCACUUAGUAAAAGUAGUUUAUUUACUAUUCUCGAUACUUGUAAAGCGUCAACAAGAAAGUCGUUACAAGGUAUCAAUUACUUUGCAGCUGAAGCUGGAGAAGCGUUUGACGGUUUAAGAAAAAUGAUUGAAGAUAAAGUCGCUCUAUGUAUUGAUAGUGAACGACUUAUUGAGAAUUUGAAACGUGCUUGA